CCUUGUUAACUGGCCAGUUUGGUUUUUCGAGGAGAACUGGCUAUCCCAGCUAGCCGAGCUAGCUACUAACAGCCAUUAUAACGUAUAACAGCUGGGGCACGUUUGCCUGAGGGACCUCGUCUGUCAUGGAGGGCUGUGAGAGUUCAGGAAAAUCCUUCGCGGAGGAAUGGGACACGCUGGCACAAGCCCAAACAGAACCCGAUGUGGCUGCAAAGGACCCAACAGAACCCGACGUCUGCAAGUAUUUUUUAAUGGGCAGGUGUCACUUUGGGGACCGAUGUCGACUGUCUCAUAGCAGCCUGUCUGCAGAUGUGGUUUGUAACACUCGACAAGCAAAAGACAAAGGCAGCAGAAACCAGAGGACAAGAAAAAAAUCUAACAAAACAGAAAAGGCCAAAGGCAAUGAGACCAAAGAAGUUGAUAAAAAGCCGCGUAUGCGCACAGCCGAUGAUGUCAUUUCCAGGAUUUUAUGGGAUUCUUCCGUGGACCCAGGUGACUUUGUGGUGGGCCACCUGGACCGCUUUCUGGGGGUCCUGGAACGCCCCUUCUCUGACUUCUCGUGGGAUACUCAGGUGUGUGACUGUGACUACUCUGAGGAAAUGGCCAUUCCUCGUCACAGGAUCCAGUAUUUCAGCUAUAAAGGCCAGUGUGUAUGGGACCGAGAGAGCCGCACAGACCGAGUGUUUGGCUCUACAGGACAGACGGUGGUGCCCCCGUUUGAUAUGGAGGAUCUGCUGCUAGAGAAUACCGAACUAGAAGUAGAAGAGUCAUCUUCUGAGAAGACUGAGCUGGGGGAGUCUGUAGAGUCCGACACAACUGCAAUUGUUGAGGAUGGACCUCUCAGUGUUGCUGGAGACACAACAAAUGGAGAGAAGGCCAAGGAUGCUGGAUAUUCUGGCCUAACUCAAGAAGCAGAGGGACUCUCCAUCUCUCCCAGAAAUGAACCGCCAGCAGCCGAGGAAGAACGGAAAGAUGCCUGGGACGAGGAGGAGGAGGCGAAGGUGUUGGCAGCGGCGGUACCUCCAGGGCCACUUCCAGGCCGUGUGCCGCGGAAGCCCACCCACUUCGUUUGCUUCCGCGUGGACUCUCCUGCUGCUCUCUUGGCUUUCCAGCGUGUGCAGAGGAAGGUCCUGACCCACCUCCCCCAGUCAGAGCCCUUCUGGGUCAGCCCAGCCACGCUGCACGUCACUCUCACUCUUCUGGUCCUUCAUGACCCCGCUGAGGUGUAUGCUGCUGGCGAACUCCUCCGCUUCAUCAUCAGGGGCCGAUACAAGCCACCCAUCUCCGUCUCCUUUACCCCCAAACUGAAGCACUUCAAUGGGAAAGUUCUGCACCUGCUGCCGCAGCCAAAGUCAGACAUUCAGGGCCUUAAUGCCCCUCUCCAACAAGCCUUUAGGGAGAGAGGCUGGCUACACCGCCACUCACGAGACCCCACGUACCACCUGACCCUGGCCAAAGUAGAGGGGGAGGGUGUGUGUAGGAUGUUUGAAGAGGUGGGAACCAUUAAAUUUGCUAAGGAUGUGAACUUUGGCAAGCUGGAGGUGGACAAAUUAUAUCUGUGUGUAAACAACACACCAAAGACAGAGAGUGGCUUUUAUGAGACAGUGUGUGCUGUGCAGCUCCCCACUGUGUAACAGUGCAAUGUUCAGAACUCAAUCCUAAUGAUUAUAAACAUAUAAGUCAUAAGGUAGCAACUUUAACCAACAAUUAAACAGAUCUCCUCUGGAGCAAUAGCCCCUAACAAACACUCUUGAUUGUACUUACUGUACCAAAGACCAUAAUUAUUAUUUUAUUAGUGUCUGUGUUUAGGUGUUUAUUAUUCAUUAAUGACAGUAUUUUAGUGGUGAGCUCAAAGCUAUCACACACACCAAAACCUUACAGAAUCAUUUUGACACUUGAAUUUAAUUAACAUGAGUCAUAAUUAGUAGAGUCUUAAAUAAGAGUCAUACAUAUUUGCUCUAAAUUUUACUAUUUUAAUUCUACCAUUUUUUUGGUUCUAUGAAGGAAAAAUUAUAUCCACUUGUUUGUAGGAUAUUGCAUUUUAUUACAAUUUCAUUCAAUGUACUGCAAUGCUCCGUUUUUUGUAUACAAUCAGGAUAAAGAUAAAUUAGUUAUAAAAAUAAAUUUGUAAUACAUAGUGUAAUAUGUUUUUAUGGUCAAGGCUUUAAAUAAUUUACUAGCAAGAAAAACUACCUUGUGAAAAUGUUGAGACAUGUGACUUGGCAAAAAAAAAAAUAAAUUGACGUGACUGAA
Electrophorus electricus (electric eel) is the source of this 2253-nucleotide messenger RNA. The record is from RefSeq and is a predicted model, not a curated record. Lineage: Eukaryota; Metazoa; Chordata; Actinopteri; Gymnotiformes; Gymnotidae.